This is a messenger RNA of Eimeria necatrix, 801 nucleotides long. RefSeq lists its product as hypothetical. Bases 1 to 801 code for a protein of 266 amino acids. NCBI's taxonomy places the organism in Eukaryota, Apicomplexa, Conoidasida, Eucoccidiorida, Eimeriidae. The record is from RefSeq and is a predicted model, not a curated record. The transcript has a single exon.
AUGGCUCUCUCGCAGUUGCUUUCUGUUGCAUGUGCUGCUCUCUGUGUGUGGGCUGCAGCGGCAGUGGAACAGCCACUGGUGGACGAUUUCAGUCCGACAGCCAUGUAUGUGCAUGAUGCAAUAGCUGCUGCCGAGCACUUUGACCCUGAACACCGAAGGAACGCCCAGGAAGAGUUGCUGGCUGCAGCUGAACAGACUGUUGCCAACGAAGACCCUGUUCAGAAGCUUGUGUGGCGGGAGCUCUUCCGUUUCAGCUCGAUGGUGUACGAGGACGUCGAGGCGUGGGCCAAGAUGGGAAACGUUGAUCUCGAAGAACACCUCCAGUCUUUGAUUAAUGCAGAGCACAACCCCUACGAAGAAACGGAGUACUCUGCGGCGGUGAGGGAAUGCAUGACAUCUGAGCUGCGGCUCGACUGGCAAGCAGCCCGUAUAGAACACGUUUUUGAACACGCCCUUCGGACAUUAUCUGUGAACGAGCAGCAAGACCUGGCGGAUUUGACGGAGAAAUACGAGCCUUUAGCUCGCUUUCUUAAUGCGCUGAAGGAGUAUUUCGCACGACGUCGAGGCCAGGCCGUCCUCUAUCACCGGAAACACCUGUUGGAGAUGCUGGCGAACCACGGCGAUAAGGCAGCGCCUCAGCUGCUCCUUGCAGCGGAAGACGAAAUAAAAGAAAAAACCAAAGUGCUUCUAACUCACAUGGAGCGGUUAGAAGACGCUGCACAGCAGUGCUACGAAUCCGGCCAGCUGUUCAAGGGUGCCGUUACUUUCAUUAGGGGGUUGCAUCGCGUGGGAUAUGAAUAG